Anolis carolinensis (green anole) is the source of this 11996-nucleotide messenger RNA. RefSeq lists its product as uncharacterized. The transcript is spliced from 2 exons. Bases 7570 to 8796 code for a protein of 408 amino acids. The record is from RefSeq and is a predicted model, not a curated record. NCBI's taxonomy places the organism in Eukaryota, Metazoa, Chordata, Lepidosauria, Squamata, Anolidae.
CAAAUAAAGACUCAAACUGAUGGACACCACCUUAAAUGGGCAGACAUUUAGUGCUUUACCUGCUCUGCUUGUUGUAGUUUUUUAAAAUCCUUGUAAAAUUAGUUGUUCAUUUCUUUUAUCUUUAUUUUCUUCUUUCUGUCAGUCUGAACACUUUUUCUUCCAUUUCCUAAAACCAAAUCAAGGGCUAUUUACUUUCUUCUCUGUUUCAGUAUCAUUUUUUUAAAGCAAGAUACUGUGAUUUCUCUUUUCUUUCCUCUUUUUUUCUUUUCUUUUGAGAAAGAGGGCUUUGAUAUUAUCUGGAACUAUGCAUGACUGAACAAAAGACAGGUUAACACCUUACAAUGGAAGGAAGAAUGGGCUCUCUCCUCCCUCCCCAGACAAACUGUUGGGAUAAAUCGGGCUGUGAGCUAUGAUCAUGUAAGUUUGAAGUACAACCCAUUAAAUUCAUUGGAACUUGCUUCUAAGUAAGCAUACCUAGGACUGGAAUAUUAAUCAAUAACUGGGAAUUGUAAAAAAAAAUUAAGGUCUUUGUAACUGUCAUGUUCUCUUGUCCUCCUCUGGCAAAUGGAAGUAAUUAUUUCUUUCUCACAGUGAUUUUUGUAAGAUGCAUUUGAACUCAUUUCUCAUACACUUUUUGUCCAUUUCUUUUAUUCGUUGCUUUGUAGCAAAUCAAUUUAAUGAUUAGGAAUCAAUAUAAAUUGCAUCCUGAGACGGAAGCAUCUAUUCAAUAUCCAAGAAUGAUUGUUAAAUAAAAUUUUCUACAAUUAAGUCAAAAUGCUGUGAAAUAAAGACAACUCAUGUUAUCACAAAGGUUCGAAAGGAUGAUUUGGUCUUUCUGAAAUAGAGAUCAUUUGAUCUCAUUGAAUAUAGCACUUACAUCCACAAUGAAUGACAUUUCCCUUUCUAGGAUAUCAUUUUGAAUAUCUCUUGUUCAUAUGCUUUUCUUUUAUUGGAUCUUUUUCUGGAUAAGAUCACUGGAGUGAUAGACCCAUUUUCUUCUGUAUUUCCACAGGGCCAUUCAAUGGCAGGUCUAUCUGUCAAGUUCUUUGGGCACAUCUACUUCCCCCACCCUGUGUCCCAGAUAUAAAAAGCUAUCUGCCAUAAAGUGACAGUAGUUUCACUAUACAGCAAAAAUGAUGGAGAAAAUAUCUGCUAUUGACUUAUUUAUUUCCAUCUAUAUCUCAUACCUGUGACCAGGAAACUUUAGUAUCUUUGUCCAAUAUUGUCCUAUUUAACAAGAGUAGCCAGCUACCCUCACCGAUUUAUGGUGAUUCACAUAGCCAUUGUGCACAUGAACCCAUAGGUAGUAUUUUGCCAGCUUAUUAAAAGGCAGUGGCAUCAGCAGGGAUUUCACUUUGGACCCGUUAGGCAUCUGACAUCCCUGUAGAUUUAUGACUAAAAAUAACAGUUUAGUGUGAAAACAGCAACUAUUUGAAUUUACCCUGAGAAACUAUUUGAGACAGGAUUAGAAAGCAAGCCUUUACAUUUUCCUUGGGGCUUGUUUAUAGCAAGUGUUAUCUAAUUCUUUGCCUACAGAUGUUCAUCCAUUCCAAUAUGUUGGCGAUCUCUGGCUGUGAGAAUAGAUGAGCUUACAGAGACAAAUGUUUCAAGGUUGUUCAGGAGUUGCCUAAUGCCUUCCACUCUCAGAAUGUCAUGUGGACUUGCUUUAGAAUUUCUUCAUUGCUGUUAAGAGUUCACACUAAAAGGAUAAAUCUGCAAAGGACAACUGAAAAACCAAAUCUAUUGGCCCUGUGCACUAAAAGGGAAUAUGACAUAGUGGUGAAAUAGCUUGCAGUGUAUGUAAAAAAAACCUAACCAAGUAGUUUACAGAACAAAGAACUGCUCAUAAGGCUGUACAACAAUCAUUUUAAACAUUAUUUCCCUUCAGCUGUAAUUUGAAAUACAGUUUUUACCUUUGUACACUGUAUUUUGUUCUCAUGAUAUAUUCUGUUUUUCACAGUUCUCCAAGCAAACAAAGAAUAUUCCAUGAGUUCUAUUGUCCUUCAUUCCACCGGAGUCUGUCUCAUAUCUAAUCAGAUUUCAGUGGAGUGAAGCACAAGAGACAUGGAGUUGAAUCCACUGAGACUUCAGUUUGACUGCAGAAAGCAAUAUGCUGUACUAAAACAGUCAGAAGAAGUCUGCCUCAAUAUACACUGUGCUGGGAAAUGGUAAUAUAGGGGGAAAAAGAGUAACAUUUUAGUGGCGUAUGUGUACCUUGAAAUGUUUGGCAGAAAAUGUUUUGAAACUCUAUUUAUGACAUAUUUCUAAUUUUUUUUCUCUCUCUUUCAUGUGUUAAAAAGGAAUGAUUUCUUGAGAAUUUAAAUGCCCUAAAGUCAAUUGUGGAGCUUCUUUCCAAAUCCAUCUGAACAAGUUUUACAUGAAUCGAAAAAAAGGUGCUGAGGAAAUGCAUUCUCUUGUGAUAAAAUGCAAUUUUCCAAGCCCUGUACCAAAGUGAUUUGAUAUAUCAUGAAUGUUUUGAUCUGUACAUAAUAUUCUAUUCCUGGCCAACAAUGUGCUGCCUUCUAUAACUCAUUUUUCAUUCUCUUUUUUGGAAUUGGUACCUUUUGGAAGCAAAUGACACAAUUAAAUUCUUACAUGUUUUAUAUUAGAACUGUGAUCUGAUGCUGCCUGCAAUAAUCAUGUUUGCUUUUUAUAAUCAUGUUUUCCCAAGGAUUGUGAGUAGUUAAUUGUAGGCAGGCAAGCUUUGCCUUUAUUUCUGUUGCCUUGUCUGAGGAGGUCUCACAUUUCUGGCAUGCUGCUGUUAUCAUCAUCUCAUUUUUCCCCAGAUUAGGACUCAAGGCAGCUUACAAUUAACAAUUAGAAAGGCAUAGUCACAAGAAACAAAGGUGAAAACACGAUUAAUUAAUUAAAAAAAAACUUUGGAUUAAACAUGUGUAAAUAUAAAAACACACACCAGAACAAUAGUUGCCAGUUUCCAGCAUAUUGUGUAAGAUGGACCUUAUCAAAUGCCUGUUGGAAUAGCAAAGUCUUUGCUUGCCUAAGAAAAGAAAGUUGGAAUCAUCAGUUUUACUUCUCUGAGAAGGGAAUUCCAGAGCCAUGGGGCAGCCACCGAGAAGGCCCUCUCAUACAUUCCCACCUGAUCUACUUGUGCGGGUGGUAGGACAGAAGAAAGGACCUUUCCAGAAGACCUCAAACCAUGGAUUAGUUUGUAAGGGAGAAGUGAGUCCUUCAAAUAAUCUGAGCCAUGAAGGAUUUUAAAUAACCAACAGUUUGCAUUCUGCUCAGAAAUAGACACAGGUAGCCAAGUGGAUUUGUUGCAACAAGAAAGCUGUGUGUUCCAUUUAGAUAUGAUGGCCAUUUGUAAUAACGGAAACAUAAAUCAUUUCUCCACUGAAAGCUCCUAGAAUUGUUAAGCCGGGGCUCAUAAUAUAGCAUUUACAUCACAUGCCUAUAUUGUCUGCUUAGAAGUCCUAUUGAGUUCAAUGGGGUUUAAUUCUGAUAUGUGAGUGUAUAGAAUUGCAAGCCUUAAAGUGUCAGUGCAAAAUCUGCAAAGGUUAAUGCAGUUAAAAAUAUUUGACAGGUAAAAAUGUUUCAUCUCACUAAUUGUUCAACAGAUGUUAUGUCCUUUUCAUAGAUUUAACCUCCCUGAGAGACACAAGCAAAAAAAGAUAAGGACCGGCAGAGCUUUAAAAAUACCAAAUCAUUGCUUUUCACCAUGGCUAUGAAUUAUCUCCUUGGAUAGAUUUAACACUGUGUUCCAAAAAUUAUGCUGUAUUUUUUAUCUCACUUUCUGCCUGUUUUUUAUUUUACAGUGGAUCUGGGGUGGGAAGGAAUCCAAAGCCUACAUGAUGUGAUCUGCCUUCCACAAGCUCAGCAAUAUUCUGUGUUAAAUAUGACAAUGUGCUAUUUUUUAAAAUCAAAGCAAUUAUCUGUUUCAACAAAUCCAGUCUCAUUUAUGUUGUGACUGACAAUCUAUAAAAAUUGGAUUCCUGGAUAUCUUUAAAGAUACCAUUCUAAAACCACAAGAUUUCUCAGUACAACAUAACUGUUAAUUAUGUAUCACUUACAUGUACAUUUUGCAAACAUGGUGUCCCAACUUAAUCCUCUCAACAACCCUAUGGACAAUAUCAAGCAAAGAUGAACUGGGCAAAAAGGGCACUCAUUGCAUGCCAUUAUUCAGUAGCAAUUUGACCAUGUUCUGUCAAUUUCAGAUGCAUCGUUUUCUAAAGAAUGGAAAGUUGCUUUUAAGAAGAAUUAGCAUAACAGAAUGUUAAAGCCAUGCAUAUCUGAGAUGGUGCUCUAGAUCCCAUGCUCUGCUCUGAAUUAUUGCGCCACAUUAGGGCCCUUUCUACACUGUCAAUAGUGCCUUUAUGUAUAUGUAGUGGGACCGUGAAAAGAUACAAAAUUUUUAUAAUAAAAUAAAUAAAGAGAUGGAAAAACUAAUAGGGCAAAAUGUAGAGCUGAAUAAAAUAUACUUUUUAUUCAGAAAAUUGAUGGCAAGGGUAGCACUAACAAUGGGCAGAUAUCAUAAAAUAUAUGAUAGAAGCAGCUCAAGCUAUCAUAACUGGAGACAAGUGGCUGAUAAGUGUGGAAUUUGGAAUGGUAAGUAAAUAAGACACAUAUCGAGAAAAAAUGUAAAGCAGAAUUUAAUUAUUGGGAUUUGUAUUACUCUAUUUGUGUUAACAAUCAAUUAAUACAAAAAUUAAAAUAUAAAAUCCAGAUUAUCUGCUUCCAACUGGAUUAUAUGGCAGUGUAGACUCAUACAAUCCAGUUCAACGCCGAUAAUUUGGAUUAUCUGCUUUGAUAAUCUGGAUUAUAUGGCAGUGUAGAAGGAGCCUAACAAUCUUUUAUUGGUUUAGACAUCUCAAAAAGAUAAGACCAAGACUCUUAACUACUAUUAAUAUUAGGAUACAUUCUCACAUAAUUUAGAUAAAUUCACUAGAACUUAUUUAGAAAAGUUCACGAGAGCCAAUAUGGUGAGCUGCUUUAUGUGUUAGACACUGAUGCUGGAGAUCCCCAUGCAGCCAUGGAAACCAACUGGAAAACAUUGGACACAUUACACUCAUCCUCAGAGAGGGUCAAAGGAAAUCACCUCCCAACCACAUGAUAGGUUCAUUUUAGGGUCACCAUAAAAUGGAAAUUACUUGAAGAUACCCAACAACAAAAUCAAUCCAGUGCAUUAAAUCCCUAAAACCACUUUUGCCUGAUUUGAAGUCAAUCUAGUUAUGUUCUUGACCACAGAAAGAAACCGACUACAUUGACUGCUUAAUCUGAGGCUUAUCUGGCAUGGUAAAUGUUGAACAGGCCCUGGGAUGGUUAAACCUCCACCUCAUUCCCCAUCCCCAGCCAUUGUGAAGGCAGGAGGGAGUCCUGACCAUCCAGUGGCACCAAAUCUAGUUCAACAAUACCCAGACUUCUAAGCAGACAAUACCUAAUGGCCAUCCUUACCAUUCCCUCCUAUUCUCCUAAUUGCAGUGGCCAAUGAGUCAUGGAUGCUUGUCAUAUGCAGUAACCUCAGUCAGGAGAUAAGAAAUUGCCCCUCCUCUAGCCCCUCUCUUCUCCGGUCACUUCAUUGCAUUAAGAGAUGAGCAACCAGCAUAACCCAUCACACCCACUGGCCACUGUGAGUGACAUCUCAUCUCAGGGAAGAUGAGAUGGCUGGGUAAACAGUUGUGACCAAUUCCAUCUCAGAACUACUGUUUAAUUGGACCUAGAACUACAAUUAGCUUUAGAUUCUGGGGGAGAAGUCAGAGUAACCGGCAAAUUCAGUUAACGUGGUUCAAAGCCUCAUUAAGCAGCUUUGGCCCACAUUAACCUGGAUUUCACUUAGUCAUCACGAAGCUGAUUUGCUGGCCCUUCACACUAGGUGGUCACUGGAGAUGUGCCCCUAGGUGGGGAUGAAUUAAUGUAUAACAGAUGCAAAUUUUUCACAUCCAUCAAUUAACCUAAUGAAAUGGGAGAGACCCCUUAAGAAAAUAUAACUAUUAUGAUUCGGGGGGGGGGGGGGGUCUUGAAUUUCUUCUAAUAGUGUGGUCUUCAUUUCUAGGUAUGUAGGAAUUAUAUUAACAUUGCCAGAUAAUUUUAUUUUCUUUAAAGUUUAAAAUGCAGAAAACAUAUUAGAAAUGUCCCCGGUGGUGCACUGCAUUCCAGCAGGACUGAUGACUUGAAGGUUGGGUUACUGACCUGAAGAUUGCCGGGGAGAGCACAGAUGAGCUCGCUCUGUCAGCUCCAGCUCCAUGCAGGGACAUGAGAGAAGCCUCCCACAAGGAUGGCAAAAAGAUCAAAACAUCCAGCCAUCCCCUGGGCAACGUCCUUGCAAACAGCCAAUUGUCUCACACCAGAAGCGACUUGCAGUUUUUUAAGUUACUCCUGACAUAAAAAAGAAGUGCACAUAACUUCAUAAAAAGCCCAGUAAAGGCAUAAACAACCUAAGUAUCAUUUACAUUUUCAAAUUGUAUUUAGACAUAAAAUAUGAAUCCCAAGAUUCCGUAGGAUGGAGACAUUAUCCUUGCAGUGAUUAUGAUUAUGUGUAAUGCUUAAUCCAGUCAAUAAAUCAAUUUUACUUAGCCCUUAGCCUUAUAAGAUGUUCAUUAAUGGAUGUUCCUUAAAAACUACUUAAAGUGGCAGUUGAAAAGAAAAAGGAAUCAAUUGAUCUAUAUGUGUCAUUUUUGUAAACGUAAAUGCAUACUUCAUAUGUGUUCUAGAAAAUCAGAUGUACACUAGUGUUCACCCUUCUCUAGAUUUUUAAUGAUGUCCAGACAUCUUUAAGUUCCUUUUCUUACAACUAAUAGCCAAACCAGCUUUAUCAUUAGGCUAACUGAGGCAAUUGGAUCAGGGAAUCGCCAGCAGCAGCUUCCAUUUGUUCUCCAUUAACUCUCCCUCUAUCUCCUUCUGCUAGAUAAAAGAGCUGUUUUUCUACACAAUCUAUUUUGGGCUCCUUAAAUUAUCUAACUGCCUGAGGCGUGGUGGACAGUACUAUUCCACUGAUGUGCUAAAGACAGAUCCAACUGCCAGUCUAGUCAGUUUUUCUAUACUUGUUCUUCAUCUCAAGCAGCAAACAGUUUUACCUUGUCUCUGCUGAUGGCCUAAUACCCAAGUGUUUUAUAAUUUUGAAGCUCUUAUUGUUAGGUCUUGUCCCUUCUCAGACAACCAAGGGAGUUGGGAUAAUGUCUAGAAAACUGACUGAUCAAAUUUCAAAGUGCUGAAUUUAGUCAAGAUCAAAUGAAUGAGCCUGGGUACAUCUGACAAUAUCAUGCAUUUAGACAUAUGAUUUAACCUCUUUGAAAACACAUAUUUUGCUGAAAUUCUCCAUAUAACACCAACAGUAUAUCCACUGGGAUUCUGCAUUAUCUUGGUAGAGUGUAAAUUUGCCUCUAUCUACCUCUGCCUCCUUUCCUCCUGCCAAUACACAACUUACUGUCCAGCUGUCAGUGCCCUUUCCCUUGGAGGAUUAUAUCCUGUUUGUGCAUCUAGCUUCAGAAACCAUGUACUGCUAGGGACACUAUGUGGCUGGCAAGGUGCACACAGCAAUAUAAGAAAGAAAUGUUGUGUGAAGUUCCUUCUGCAAUUAUCUUUUUAAAAAUUAUAUGUAGGAACAAUCACUAAAAGAUGUCAACCAACAUUUCUUGGUUUUCUGUUUGCAUAGCUACAAAAAUUAAGAAACCACCAGGGCCGGUCCAACAAUGGAGGCCGUUUAAGCGGCCGCUUCGGGCGCACGUCAAGGGGGGCGCUGUUGAGGCUCCCUCUCGCACUCCUCGUCCCACUCGCGCAUCUCUCGCACUCGUCCCACUCGCACUCUGCUCAAUCGCGCCCCUCUCGCACUCGGCCCACUCACGCCUCUCUCACACUCGGCCCACUCACGCAUCUCUCUCACUCGGCCCACUCGCGCCCCUCUCGCACUCCUCGGCCCAAUCGCGCAUCUCUCGCACUCGUCCCACUCGCGGCCCUCUCGCACUCUGCUCAAUCGCGCCCCUCUCGCACUCGGCCCACUCACGCCUCUCUCACACUCGGCCCACUCACGCAUCUCUCUCACUCGGCCCACUCGCGCCCCUCUCGCACUCGGCCCACUCACGCAUCUCUCUCACUCGGCCCACUCACGCCCCUCUCGCACUUGGCCCACUCACGCCUCUCUCGCACUCGGCCCACUCGCACCUCUCUCUCACUCGGCCCACUCGCGCCUCUCUCUCACUCGGCCCACUCACACCCCUCUUGCACUCGGCCCACUCACGCCUCUCUCUCACUCGUCCCACUCAUGCCCCUCUCGCACUCGGCCCACUCACGCCUCUCUCGCACUCGGCCCACUCGCACCUCUCUCUCACUCGGCCCACUCACUCCCCUCUCGCACUCGGCCCACUCACGCAUCUCUCUCACUCGGCCCACUCACGCCCCUCUUGCACUCGGCCCACUCACGCCUCUCUCGCACUCGGCCCACUCACGCCCCUCUCGCACUCGGCCCACUCACGCAUCUCUCUCACUCGGCCCACUCACGCCCCUCUCGCACUCGGCCCACUCGCGCCUCUCUCUCACUCGGCCCACUCGCGCCUCUCUCUCACUCGGCCCACUCACGCCCCUCUCGCACUCGGCCCACUCACGCCUCUCUCGCACUCGGCCCACUCGCACCUCUCUCUCACUCGGCCCACUCGCGCCUCUCUCUCACUCGGCCCACUCACACCCCUCUUGCACUCGGCCCACUCACGCAUCUCUCUCACUCGGCCCACUCACGCCCCUCUCGCACUCGGCCCACUCACGCAUCUCUCUCACUCGGCCCACUCACGCCCCUCUCGCACUCGGCCCACUCACGCCUCUCUCGCACUCGGCCCACUCACGCCCCUCUAGCACUCGGCCCACUCACGCCUCUCUCGCACUCGGCCCUCUCGCCCUUGCAGCCCUCUUGCCCCUGAACAAGACCUGAGGCCAGGCCUCUGGGCCUGCUGCUCCAUCUGCACCCUUCCUGGAUUCCUCCCGCAACGCCCGGCAGCCCUCCGAGGCUGGAAGGAGCUCUGGCAGGUCGAGCAGGCCUGUGCCCCUGCCAUGCACCUCCUUGGGGACCCUCUCAGCCAUAAAGACGGGGCAGGUAGGAACCCGUCCCUGUUCCCAGCAUUUCGCCAGGCAUGUCUCCAGGGCAGGCCUGGGCCAACUUGGCAACUGAGGGGGGAAAUGGAGGGGCCUGAGGCUGGGUUGCUGCAGGUUUUUCAGCUGCCUGGCCAUGUUCCAGAAGCUGGAACAUGUGGGCCUACUCCUAGGAUUUAUAGUUUCCUAAGGCCCCUUCUUCACAGCCAUAGAAGACAGAUUAUCAAGGCAGAUAAUCCACAUUUUCUGCUUUGAACCAGAUUAUAUGCAUCCACACAGCCAUAUAUUCCAGUUCAGAGCAGAUAGUCUGGAUUUUAUAUGGCAGGGUAUGGGUUCUUCUACAUAACCAUAUAAUUGAGAUUAUGAAGGCAGAUAAUCCAGGUCAUAUGCACUGAACCGGAUUACAUGCAUCCAUACAGCCAUAUAAUCCAGUUCAGAGCAGAUAGUCUGGAUCUUAUAUGGCAGGGUAUGGGUUCUUCUACAUAACCAUAUAAUUCAGAUUAUCAACGCAGAUAAUCCACAUUAUCUGUCUUGAACUGGGUUAUCUGAGUCUACACUCCCAUAUAAUCCAGUUCAAAGCAGAUAACCUGCAUUUUAUAUGGCAAUACAGAAAGGGCCUAAGGGUAUAUUGUAGUGUAUAUUGUAGUGGUGUACUUCAGAGGGAUGCAUAUAUCUCACCAAAGGGCAGCUGCACUUUGGAAUUAAUGCAGUUUGACUCCAAUUUCAUUGCCAUGGCUCAAUGCUAUGAAACCCUGGGAAUUGUAGUUUUAUAAGGUCUUUAAACCUUCUCUGCCAAAUAGUUUAGAUGCCUCACCGAACUAUAACUCCCAGGAUUCCAUAGCAUUGAGCCGUGGCAGUGAAAGUGGAGUCAAACUAUGUUAAUUCCACGGUGCCUCACUUCUUCCAAUGGAGAAAUAAAGAUACAAGUGCCAGUUAAGUCCAGUGGAUUUCUUUAUUCAUACCAGGGGUCCCCAAACUUUUUAAACAGGGGGCCAGUUCACGAUCCUUCGGACUGUUGGAGGGCCAGACUAUAGUUGGCCACCGAGCAAUAAUAAAUAAAUAUCUAAAUAAAUAAAUAAAUAAUAACAAUAACAAUAAAAAAGAGGGUUGGAAGACACCCUUUGGGCCAUUGAGUCCAAUCCCCUUCUGCUUUGUGCAUCGAAAGCACAAACAAAGCACCCCUGACAGAUGACCACCCAGCGUCAAUGUGAAGAAGAAGAAGAAGAAGAAGAAGAAGAAGAAGAAGAAGAAGAAGAAGAAAGAGGUUUGGAAGAGACCCCUUGUGCCAUUUAGUCCAACCCCCUUCUGCCUGUGUGCACUAAAAGCACAAGCAAAGCAUCCCUGAUAGAUGGCCACCCAGCCUCAAUAAUAAAAAUAAUAAUAAUAAUAAUAAUAAUAAUAAUAAUAAUAAUAAUAAUAAUAGGAUUGGAAGAGACCCCUUGGGCCAUUUAGUUCAACCCCCUUCUGCCUGUGUGCACCAAAAGCACAAGCAAAGCAUCCCUGAUAGAUGGCCACCCAGCCUUAAUAAUAAUAAUAAUAAUAAUAAUAAUAAUAAUAAUAAUAAUAAUAAUAGGAUUGGAAGAGACCCCUUGGGCCAUUUAGUCCAACUACCUUCUGUCUCUGUGCACCAAAAGCACAAGCAAAGCAUCCCUGAUAGAUGGCCACCCAGCCUCAAUAUUAAUAAUAAUAAUAAUAAUAAUAAUAAUAAUAAUAAUAAUAAAAAUAAAAAUAAUGGUUGUAAGAGAAGAAGAGACCCCUUGGGUUACUUAGCCCAACCCCCUUCUGCCCUUGUGCUGUGGGGCUGGAUAAAUGGCUUCGAUGGGCCGCAUCCGGCCCCCGGGCCUUAGUUUGGGGACCCCUGAUUCAUACCAUAUGGAGAGGGGCAGAUUUCUCGCCCUUUUCAUGAUAUUGUUUAAACUUCCACUCUAUGUCUAAUUUUUGUUUUGUGUAAGGUAAAGGUAAAGGUUUCCCCUGACGUUAAGUCCAGUCAUGUCUGACUCUGGGGGUUGGUGCUCAUCUCCAUUUCUAAGCCAAAGAGCCAGUGUUGUCCGUAGACACCUCCAAGGUCAUGUGGCCAGCAUGACUGCAUGGAGCACCGUUACCUUCCCGCCGGAAGUGGUACCUAUUGAUCUACUCACAUUGGCAUGUUUUCGAACUACUAGGUUGGCAAAAGCUGGAGCUAACAGCGGGCGCUCAUUUCGCUCCCGGGAUUUGAACCUGGGACCUUUCGGUCUGCAAGUUCAGCAGCUCAGUGCUUUAACACACUUCGCUACCGGGGCUCCUUUUUGUUUUGUGUAUUUUAUGGAAAUAUGUUUCCAUAUGUAUAUUUUACGGAGUGUUUUUAAAUUAUUAUGUGUUCUAGCAAUGUUGUCAACCGUCUUGAGCGGGUAAGAAAUAAAAUUAUCAUUAUCAUUAUUGAGUUGCUGUGCAUUUUCUGGGCUGUCUGGCCAUGCUCCAGAAGCAUUCUCUCCUGACAUUUCACCCACAUCUAUGGCAGGCAUCCUCAGAGGUUGUGAGGUUGAGGCAAGUGUGAAUGUUGCAGUUGGCCACCUUGAUUAGCAUUGAAUGUCCCUCACAUAUUCAUAGCUGGCUGCUUCCUGCCUGAGGGAAUCUUUGUUGGGUGGUGUUAGCUGGCCCUGAUUGUUUCAUGUCUGGAAUUCCCCUGUUUUUGAGUGUUCUUUUUUUACUGUCCUGGUUUUAUUUAUUUAUUUAUUUAUUUCCCAUACUUGUGUCCCGCCCUUCUCACCCUGAAGAGGACUCAGGGUAGCCUCACAACUGCCAACAAUUCGAUAUCCGAUUGUUUUGGGGGGGCGCCAAAAUUCUGUUCGCUUACACUUGAAAAUUACCUUGGGCCGGCCCUGGAAACCACACAUGUUUAUUCCAAGUGAACUGAUAUAUGGUAUUGGAUUUGUAUUAAUCAUACAUUUUCCGUAUUCUCAUUAAAGAAUCUUAUCCUUAAAACAAAA